Molecule: messenger RNA, 3807 nt
Organism: Penicillium antarcticum
Lineage: Eukaryota; Fungi; Ascomycota; Eurotiomycetes; Eurotiales; Aspergillaceae
Product: hybrid sensor histidine kinase/response regulator
Exons: 3
Coding region: 1-3807 (1268 amino acids)
Biological process (GO): phosphorylation; phosphorelay signal transduction system
Molecular function (GO): phosphorelay sensor kinase activity
Source: RefSeq, a predicted model, not a curated record
AUGACUGCGCUUGGGGGUUCUCAUCAGUCGUACUACAGAUUGGCUCAGGAACGAGAAUUCUACAAGUAUUUCCCUCGUGAACAGUCCGCGUCGCAUUACGCCCCCUUCGACAAUGCUAGCCAAAAUACCUUCAAACCGCAGCCUUCCCGCGACACUGCCCUGAACUCGUUUGCCCAACUAGGCGCUAUCCGGUUGGGGGCUCGACGUGCUUUUAUCUCACUCUUUGAUCGGACCCACCAACAUGUGGUCGCAGAAGCCACCCCGUCAUUGAGUCUGGUUGGCAGCCAUGCUCGCGAUCAGCGCGACCAGCUUCGACUUGGGUGCUGUGUGCUGCCCAAAGAGAAGGGUCUCUGCCAUUGGGUGGAGGGUCUACCCUCCGAGCACGCUAAGGAGUUUGAAGAUGUUGUCGGCGAUCGCACAUUAGUCGUGCUGGAUCUGAGCAAGAACGAGCGAUUCGAGCAUCGUCAAGUACUGAGCGCAUUUUCCGACGUCAAGUUCUACGCAGCAGUUCCCAUAAUUAGCCCUCGAGGGUAUACAAUUGGAGCUUAUAGUGUGAUGGACACUGAACCGAGGACGUCAAAUCCCGACCAAUAUGAUUUGCAGUUUAUGAGGGAUAUGGCCGGAACAAUCAUGGAGCAUCUGGCCGUGGAGCAAUCUGCACUCAAGAAUUACCAGGCGGAGCGAAUGAUCGUCGGUCUAGGCAGUUUUGUGGAGGGCAGGUCCACUCUUCGUGAUUCGUGGAGAGAAGCCAACGCACAGUAUGCUGCAUCGGAGCAGUCCGGAGAGCCUAUUGAAGGGCAGUUGAAUAUUCAACAACAACAUCUGCAAGAACAUGCGACGAAGAAAGACCAAACGGACCUUGCUUUCCGCGACACACCAGUGAAAGCCAAAGAUGAAUCCAAUCCUGAAAUAAACGGCAAUGAAACGCGGUCAGACCCCAACCCAAAAUCUAAGGUCGAGGUCGAAGACAAUACUGUUAGAAGCGUGCUUGCAGGAGACAACCUCCAGGAUGAUAGCCUUUCCUCCGGCAUAAAACAGGUGUGCUCGCGAGCGGCUAACUUGAUUCGGGAAUCGAUUGGAGCAGAGGGCGUGAUGUUCCUUGAUGCCAAUAGCGAGCGUUUUGGAAGCCUAAUCAAGCAAAACCAUCGCAAAGUAUCGGGGCCUACCUCGAAAGAUCUUAGCUCAAGUGGCGACGAGAGCACCGACUCAGCAUCUUCGUCAAAACGCCCUAUGCCUGAUUUCGACAGAGAAUCCGAAACGGAAAAUCCACUUGUCUCUGAAUGCUUGGGCUUCUCAAGCUCCAGAACAUCCAGCAUUAAUGAUGGGCCCAGGGCUGGUCAAGCCAUUGUGGUCCCAGAGCCCCUUUUCACCUCCCUCAUUCGUCGAUAUCCCCGCGGGAAGAUUUUCACUUAUGACGCGAAUGGAUUCAUUUCAGAAGACAGUGACACAAGGAGCGCCGGGUCACAAUCCAACAUCUUUGCUGGCGCCCCUCGAGGGGAUAAGGCACGGCCCAGGAGCAAGAAGCGACGCAAGCCACACUUCAAACAGGAUGCCGAUAAUUUGAUCAAAAUAUUUGCCCAUGCCAGGAAUAUCCUUCUUCUACCAAUUUGGGACUCCGACAAAGGCAGAUGCUUUGCCGGGACGCUUGUCUGGACUAAUGAUCCAGGUCACAUUUUCACGACGGAGAAUGAACUAGUGUACAUAUCGGCCUUCACAAAUAGUAUUAUGGCCGAGAUACGUCGCCUGGAUGUUGAGAUAGCGGAGAAAGCCAAAACCAACCUUGUCAGCAGCAUCACCCAUGAGCUUCGAAACCCGCUGCACGCCAUUUUAGGAACAGCGGAUAUCCUUAGCGACACAGCCAUGAAUGCUUUACAACACGGCAUGGUUCAUACCAUCGAGUCAUGUGGGCGGACACUUUUGGAUACUAUAAACAAUCUUCUCGAUCUCACGUUCAUUGACAAGUACCAGAAGAAAGCUCCGCGCCCAAAGAGGAAGUCAAGAAAGAAGCAGCAAGCAAUGCCUGCAGGUGCGAAGGAUAUGAGCAGCGGUUCUACCCAGGACAGUGGCCGAAGUGUUUCGUACACGCAUGUCGAAUUGGAUACAGUGCUUGAGGAGGUUGCAGAUUGUGUCUUUGCGGGAUAUAGCUUCUACACUCAUCCACAGGCACCCCCUCCAGCCUUGACUGGGGAUUCCUCGAGAUGGGCUGGUCCAACGAAAAAAUCCGACGCAGUCGGCCCUCGAGCCAGUCAAGUGACCAUCAUUUUCGAUAUCCAGCCAGACACUGAAUGGGACUUUUACACCCAUGCUGGAGCCUGGCGUCGUAUCUUGAUGAACGUUUUUGGAAAUGCUCUCAAGUAUACCCCGUCGGGGUACAUUUACCUUGGAUUGAAAUCUAUGCAACGUGAAACUGGGUCUGCAGACGAUAAUCCCGAAUUUGAAGUCACUCUCACUGUAAAGGAUACUGGCAAGGGCAUUGGGGCGCAAUAUCUCCAAAAUGACGUAUUCACUCCGUUCAGCCAGGAAGACCCUCUUGCGUCUGGAAGCGGUCUGGGACUGAGCAUUGUUCGACAAGCGGUCGGCUUCCUCAGUGGGUCCAUUGAGAUUGAAUCGACUCAGGGGGUCGGAACAAAUCUCUCGAUUCGAACUCCACUCACUCGUUCCUCUGGUACACCGGACGCCUCCUCGUCAGACUCAAAGUUUAGCUCUUUGCAGAGAUAUACGCAAGACAAGACAAUUGGCCUGUUAGGUUUUGGAUCAUCCCUCCACUCCCAACGAGACACAGCCCUCUAUUCAUCCUUGGAGCGACUAUGCUGUGAUUGGUUUGGUUUGAAGGUAUCCAACGUGUCGCCCAUCAAAGACGAACAUUUCCUAUUCGACUUCUACUUGGCAGUACAGACUGAGCUGGACAGUGAAGAUACUGAGGGGAGAAACCUCUUUGCCCUAUCGUCACAGCUUGCUUACAAAGAUGGAUGCCGCUCACCCGUUGUCGUUAUCUGUCAGUCUCCCGAGGAAGCCCACAGACUAUUCGUUGCAGCUAAGAACCGUGAUCAAACGGCCUUCUUCGAAUUUAUCAGCCAGCCGUGUGGACCACGGAAGCUAGCUCGUGCGUUGAAUAUCUGCAUCAAGAGGCAGAUGGACCAAGAAGCUGGUCGCCCCAGUGCUGAUGAGCCGACUCACUGGGUGGAGAUGCCGGAAUCUUCUCACCUGCCCAUGGACCUCGGAGCCGUUGAUCCUCCCAAAGAACGAAUGAAAAUCAGCAAGCGACCAACAGCGGAGACAAUGGCUGAUUCAAAUCGUGAAGGGGCUAAAUCUCCACCAACCGAGCAAUACCAACAAGCAAACCCACAGGGUGGCGCCCAAGUAAUGUCUUCCAGCAAGACGGCAGAACAAGAAACGCAGGCAGAUACAACCGGAUCGAAAGUUCUCUUAGUUGAUGACAACGACCUGAAUCUGCAGUUACUCUGUGCCUACACUAAAAAGUGUGGUCGGAAUUAUGUGACUGCAAAAGAUGGCGCAGAGGCGGUGGAGAUCUACAAAGCCGACCCCGGCAAGUACCAAGUUGUGAUUCUCGAUAUAUCAAUGCCCGUCAUGGAUGGAUUUGAAGCCUCCCGACAGAUGCGCCGUUCAGAGAAGGAGCACCGGGCUGGCUUGAGCGAAGCGGCUCAAAAGUCCCUGCCACACACAGUCAUUGCCGCAUUGACUGGACUUGAUAGCCCUAAUGCUCAGAAAGAAGCUUUCGGAUCAGGAAUCGACACAUUCCUGAUUAAGCCCGUCAAGAAAGGAGAUGUACAGGCUAUCUUAGAGUAG